Acanthosepion pharaonis is the source of this 3000-nucleotide messenger RNA. The record is from the annotation of a GenBank genome assembly. NCBI's taxonomy places the organism in Eukaryota, Metazoa, Mollusca, Cephalopoda, Sepiida, Sepiidae.
AUGGACAGUGAGCCAGGAUUUUUGCUAGGAGCUGUCCGAUGCCUUCCUUUGGAUGGGUCCAUCCGUGAUUCCAUUGCACAAACGAUAUGUCAACAUUGUAAAGUUAAGGAUUUAGUGUUUGCUUUAAUAAUUGCCAGCAGUCAACUUGUGACGUUAGUGCGAAUGAAGAAAUAUUAUUUGCAUCCUGUGGACUUGCACCUUAUCAUCAACCUUGUCAAUGCAUCUGAGUCUUUCAAAGCUGCAGAGUCUUGGACUCCAAUUUGUUUGCCAAAAUUUGAUUCAAGUGGUUUCCUUCAGGCUCAUGUCUCCUACCUUGACGAGAGCUGCCAGACGUGUUUGUUUCUUCUUACAGUUGAUCGUGAUUCCUUUUUCACUUUAUCUGAAUGCAAGAGUAAAAUUAAACAGAAAUUGCAUAAGUCUAACAGUUUACAGGCGAUCAGUGAUUCCUUAUCGCGGAACAGUUACAGUAUAAAACAGUGUGCUAUUUCUGGUCUGCGGCAUUUCCUGUACAAGUCUCGUAACUCGGCACAAUACACAAGUCCUGAACUGGAGGCUCCUUACCUUAGCCAAGAUGAACAGGAACGAUUAUUUGGCCUUUACCAAUAUUUGCACCAUCGCAUCCAUAGUGGAUGCCGGCCUCUCAAAUUGCUCUACCAUGUAGGGCCACACGAAACCUUAAUAGGAUGGAUUACCCAGGGAUUUGAGCUCUAUGCUGUAUUUGGUCCUCUUGCUCCACUCACUCCACUCUUUGCUACUGCCUUCCCUCUGAGACGCCAGCUCACUCCUGCAGCUUCCAACAGUCUCCAGCUCCUCCUGCCGCUUUCAGCUCACUCCUGCAGCUUCCAGCACUCACACCUCUCGGCCCGCUGCAACAAGUCUCGGGCAUCUAGAUAUGACAGUUCAUACAAGAGAAGCGGGCUAACUUCCGAAAGUCAUUCGAUCACCACUCUUCAAGGCUCCACUCUUUGCUACUGCCUUCCCUCUGAGAUGCCAGCUCACUCCUGCAGCUUUCAGCUCACUCCUGCAGCUUCCAGCACUCCUGCAGCUUCCAGCAGUCUCCAGCUCCUCCUACUGCUUCCAGCUCACUCCUGCAGCUUCCAGCACUCCUGCAUUGUACGGUCGAUUGGCACUCACACCUCUCGGCCCGCUGCAACAAGUGGUGACCCCGACGUGAAUUAUGGACACAGGCAAACGGCUAGCAGAGAAGAUAGCGGAACACACCGAAACAGAAAUCAACACAUCAGCCGCCCUGAUACAACUACCGCCAUACAACUCGAUCAACACCACCAGCACGAAAGGUCACGACAGGACACUAAAUACGCCUCCGUGGUACAAGCCUUACCAGCAUCAAUCGUUGAAGAAGUGGAAGACAUCCUUCUCAAUACUCCGGACCAACUCCCAUACACCUGCCUCAAAGAAGCCAUCCUCAAACGAACUGGACGUUCGGACGAAGACCACAUCAGAGACUUAUUCUCUAAUGUGUCUCUCGGCGACAGGACACCAUCCCAGCUCCUCCGCCUGAUGAAGAGCCGCCUCGGGAACAACACCAUGGCAGAACCCAUCCUCCGAGGGCUAUGGAUGGAUCAGUUACCACCGAAUAUAACACAAGUUCUAGCCCUGGUAUCAGUAGAGACGCCCCUUGACGUUGUGGCCGACUCAGCCGACAAAAUAUACUCCCAGGCUCACCAAAAAGUUCACCAGGUUGAGAGCCACGGAAACCACACACAACGCCUCGAAGAGGAGAUGACCCGGCUACGCGCAGAGUUGAGAGACCUGAAACUCUCCCUAUGCCGGAGGCAGCGAAGCCAAGCACCACGCACGCGAAAUCGAAGCCGUACCCGUAGCUCAAGUCCAGGACAGAGAAACAGUGUGGACGAAUGUUGGUACCACCAAACCUUCGUUGACACUGGCGCAGCCAUCAGCGUAAUACCACCCACCAACAGAUCCGCCUUUAAACCCACCCCAUUCCAACUUCGAGCGGCAAACGGCUCCACCAUAGAAACCUAUGGGAACAAGGAACUUACUUUAAAUAUCAACCUCGGGCGCGACUUCAAGUGGUCAUUCACCGUAGCUGACGUCAGGACACCCUUGCUCGGUGCCGACUUCUUGGCACAUUACAACCUGGCUGUCCAUAUGAAGACAAGGAUCCUGUCCGACAACAUGACAACCAUCAAGAUCACAGGGAUCCCAUCGAGCUUCAACACAACUAGGAUCAGCGUGGCAACACAGCACGACCCCCACUACGUAGAAAUCCUGCGCCGGUACAAACACCUCACGCAACCCAUCAAACCAACUGAUGCAGGCGACCAUCAGACCCAACACCAUAUAAAGACCACCGGACAACCAGCAUAUUCACGGCCACGACGACUCCCUCCACACAAUUUAGCAUAUGCCAAGAAAGCGUUUGAGGAGUUGCUGGCCGACAAUAUCAUCCGACCCUCAGACAGCCCAUAUGCUUCACCACUGCAUCUGUUCUUUUCAGGGCUAACUUCCGAAAGUCAUUCGAUCACCACUCUUCAAGGCUCCACUCACUCCACUCUUUGCUACUGCCUUCCCUCUGAGACGCCAGCUCACUCCUGCAGCUUCCAACAGUCUCCAGCUCACUCCUGCCGCUUUCAGCUCACUCCUGCAGCUUCCAGCACUCACACCUCUCGGCCCGCUGCAACAAGUCUCGGGCAUCUAGAUAUGACGGUUCAUACAAGAGAAGCGGCUCCACUCUUUGCUACUGCCUUCCCUCUGAGACGCCAGCUCACUCCUGCAGCUUUCAGCUCACUCCUGCAGCUUCCAGCACUCCUGCAGCUUCCAGCAGUCUCCAGCUCACUCCUACCGCUUCCAGCUCACUCCUGCAGCUUCCAGCUCACUCCUGCAGUUUCCAGUUCACCCCAACAGCUUCCAGCGGCCUCCAGCUCACCCCUGCGGCGCUCUACUGACGUCCCGCUACCUAUUCCAGCACCCGCUGACGAUCUAAUCCAGUGCCCACUGACGUCCAGCGCCCGUUAA